Arabidopsis thaliana (thale cress) is the source of this 1486-nucleotide messenger RNA. It is a transcript of the gene TOPP1, whose product is annotated as type one protein phosphatase 1. The transcript has 4 exons. NCBI's taxonomy places the organism in Eukaryota, Viridiplantae, Streptophyta, Magnoliopsida, Brassicales, Brassicaceae. Gene Ontology annotation, cellular component: cytoplasm; nucleus. Bases 132 to 1088 code for a protein of 318 amino acids. Gene Ontology annotation, molecular function: hydrolase activity; protein serine/threonine phosphatase activity. The record is from RefSeq and is marked reviewed.
AAAAAUGAACCAAUCAAUAUUGACUAAUCUCAGAGCACACACCAGUCUUCGGGUCUCUCCUCCUCGCGGCUCGAAACGCAAGCUUCACGCUUGAAAAUCUCCGUUCGUUUUCUACCUCGUUUAGAUCGGAGAUGGCGGAGAAGCCGGCGCAAGAGCAAGAGCAGAAGCGAGCGAUGGAACCUGCAGUUCUCGACGAUAUUAUUCGUCGUUUGGUUGAGUUUCGGAACACGAGACCUGGAUCGGGGAAGCAAGUUCAUCUCAGUGAAGGUGAAAUUCGUCAGCUUUGUGCUGUCUCCAAAGAAAUAUUUCUUCAACAGCCCAAUCUGCUUGAAUUGGAAGCUCCCAUCAAGAUCUGCGGUGAUAUUCAUGGGCAGUAUUCAGAUCUAUUGAGGCUUUUUGAGUAUGGAGGGUUCCCUCCCGAAGCUAAUUAUUUGUUCUUGGGUGAUUAUGUUGACCGUGGCAAGCAAAGCUUGGAAACAAUAUGUCUUCUUCUAGCUUACAAAAUCAAGUACCCUGAGAACUUCUUCUUGUUGAGAGGGAAUCAUGAAUCUGCUUCCAUUAAUCGUAUUUACGGUUUCUAUGAUGAGUGCAAACGCAGGUUCAAUGUCAGACUCUGGAAAAUAUUCACCGAUUGCUUUAACUGUCUUCCUGUGGCCGCCUUAAUUGAUGACAGAAUACUAUGUAUGCAUGGUGGGAUUUCCCCAGAGCUGAAAAGUUUGGACCAGAUUAGAAAUAUUGCACGGCCGAUGGAUAUUCCGGAGUCUGGUUUGGUAUGUGAUUUACUAUGGUCGGAUCCUAGUGGAGACGUAGGCUGGGGCAUGAAUGAUCGUGGUGUUUCAUACACUUUUGGAGCUGACAAAGUCGCAGAGUUCUUGGAGAAACAUGACAUGGACCUUAUCUGUCGUGCCCACCAGGUUGUUGAAGAUGGGUAUGAGUUCUUUGCAGAAAGACAACUUGUUACAGUAUUUUCAGCUCCCAACUAUUGCGGGGAAUUUGACAACGCUGGCGCAAUGAUGAGCAUUGAUGAGAGCUUAAUGUGCUCAUUCCAGAUUCUAAAGCCGUCAGAAAAGAAGUCGCCUUUUCUGUGACACCGAUUAUCCAGUGACCACCAUUGCUUCAAAUUAACAAUUCUACAAAAGUUGUAUACUGGCAAGAGGAUCUAGAGACGGAAACUGCUCAAUUGGGACCUUAAUGGUACUGAUAAUAGAGCAUUAGACAUGUAGCUGUUGACAGUGAUGGCAUCGAGCAGAAGGAACAAGUCAAGUCUGUACUGUGAUUUUAGCAUCUCUCACAUCUAUGUUUGUCUAAAAUGUGUGUGUGUUUUUAGUCUUCUCUCUGAAUAAUAUUAGAUUCUCAUUUGUACUCUCUAUUUAUUUAGGAGAACCCAAAUUCAAAACUUUUUUUAGUCUCUUCACCACCAUAAAGCCAUAAUCACUACGUAUUGUUCACUUCAAAAAUUUAACAUGGGGUGCCAAUUGUCACAUGU